AUGGCUCCCAAGAUCACCGUCCACUGGCUCCGCGACUCGCGCUCUCAGCGCAUCCUCUGGCUUCUUGAGGAGCUCAAGCUCGACUACGACAUCAUCGAGUACAACCGCGACUGGCAGACGUUCGAGAUCCCGGACGAAGGCCUCGAGAAGGGCUACAAGCUCAAGAGGUUCCCCAUGAUCAUCCUCGAGGACGCCGACAAGGGCUUCCCGACGCCGACGACGCUCGCCGAGUCGGGCGCCAUCUUCGACACGCUCAUCAACCUGUACGGCUCGCCGUCGACGCUCGCGCCCGCCUGGUCGUCGGGCCUCUCGCCCGCCGACGCGUACAAGUACGCGUUCUGGUCGCACUGGGCCGAGGGCACGGCCAUGUUCCACCUCGUCGUGUACCUCGUCCUGUGCCGCACGCCGGCCAAGUUCGGGUUCGCGACGUCGUGGAUGGCGAGCUUUGUGUGCGGCGCCAUCGUGCGCGCCUACAUCCUGCCAAACCUGAAGAAGACGUUCUCGUUCAUGGAGGAGGAGCUCGGCGACAACGAGUUCUUUGUCGGCAACAAGUUCACCGCAUGCGACAUCCUCCUCUCGGUCCCGUACGAGCUCCUACGCGCCAUCCCGGCCAACCCGACCGUCUCGCAGGCCGAGUUCCCGCGCCUCGCGGCGUGGUUCGAGCGCGUGUCGACCCGCGAGGGCCACGUCCAGGCCGAGAAGAGGGGGAGCAAGAGCGAGCUGGCGCCGUACUUUGCCUGAGACCGACGGGGUCCGAGAGCGGAGGGAGAGGGUCGCCCGGUCGUCGUAUUUGUCCUGCCUGCAAGUUUCUUUAUCUCUUUC
Messenger RNA from Rhodotorula graminis WP1, 822 nucleotides. RefSeq lists its product as uncharacterized. The coding region runs from base 1 to 741 and encodes 246 amino acids. The record is from RefSeq and is a predicted model, not a curated record. NCBI's taxonomy places the organism in Eukaryota, Fungi, Basidiomycota, Microbotryomycetes, Sporidiobolales, Sporidiobolaceae. The transcript is spliced from 4 exons.